This is a messenger RNA of Nerophis lumbriciformis (worm pipefish), 717 nucleotides long. NCBI's taxonomy places the organism in Eukaryota, Metazoa, Chordata, Actinopteri, Syngnathiformes, Syngnathidae. The record is from RefSeq and is a predicted model, not a curated record.
CCUGUGUUUCCUGUUUCCUACCGUCAGUGAAAGCAGCACAAGAGUCCCAUAGUUAACACUUCUGUCGUGCGUCAAGCUGAAAAGGCUCAGCAUGUCUGAGAAAGAAUUGGGACAAAAGUGGGACCGAUGCCUGGCGGAUGGUGUCAUUAAGCUCGGCACGGGGCUGAGCCUAGGAAUGGUCUUUUCUGUCAUCUUCUUUAAACGGCGCACGUGGCCCAUCAUGCUGGGCUCAGGACUGGGCGUUGGCAUGGCGUACGCCAACUGUCAGAAGGAGCUGAGGUCACAUUACCUGCCGCACAGGAAGGAACAAUAACUUCAAGACACGGACCUUCCUCUUUUUACUUUGGGAGCAUCCUGGCCUGUGUGGGAGUCAACAUUUGCACUCGGACGUUCUCCCAGAAUGACUCUGUAUGACCUGUAACUGUAUGUACGUAUGUAUUUAUGUACAUACGUAUAUAUUUAUGUACGUACGUAUGUAUUUAUGUACGUACGUAUGUAUUUAUGUAUGUAGGCCAUCAGGACACUUUGUGUAAUAAAAUCUAUAUCAAAAGCUUCUCCCAGUAUGGCCUGUUAUUGUAUGUACGUAUGUAUUUAUGUACGUACGUAGGUAUGCAUUUUUAUACAUAGGUAUGUAUUUAUGUAUGUACGUAUGUAUUUAUGUACGUACGUAGGUGUUUAUGUAUGUACUUUGUGUAAUAAAAUUUACAUCAAAAUGGC